This is a messenger RNA of Cynara cardunculus var. scolymus (artichoke), 843 nucleotides long. Its product is annotated as V-type proton ATPase 16 kDa proteolipid subunit. Gene Ontology annotation, cellular component: proton-transporting V-type ATPase, V0 domain. The record is from RefSeq and is a predicted model, not a curated record. Gene Ontology annotation, biological process: proton transmembrane transport. Gene Ontology annotation, molecular function: proton-transporting ATPase activity, rotational mechanism. NCBI's taxonomy places the organism in Eukaryota, Viridiplantae, Streptophyta, Magnoliopsida, Asterales, Asteraceae. The coding region runs from base 130 to 627 and encodes 165 amino acids. The transcript has 3 exons.
GCAUAAAACGUGAGGCCACGAGCCACUGCACGUUCGUAAUUUAUACGUUCAAUAUUCCUGCUCCGGCGAACAAUUUUCCGGCCCCUCAAAUCUGUUGAGAUCUCCCCUACAAUUCAACAAUUGGAAUUGAUGUCGUCUACUUUCAGUGGCGAUGAAACUGCUCCGUUUUUCGGCUUCCUCGGAGCCGCAGCAGCCCUUGUUUUCUCCUGUAUGGGUGCGGCCUAUGGGACGGCCAAGAGCGGCGUUGGUGUUGCAUCGAUGGGAGUGAUGAGGCCGGAGCUGGUAAUGAAGUCGAUUGUGCCUGUUGUUAUGGCGGGAGUGUUAGGUAUUUAUGGAUUAAUUAUUGCUGUUAUUAUUAGUACCGGAAUCAAUCCCAAGGCGAAAUCAUAUUACCUGUUUGACGGCUACGCACAUCUGUCAUCUGGUCUUGCUUGUGGUCUUGCUGGACUUUCGGCUGGAAUGGCCAUUGGAAUCGUUGGCGAUGCUGGUGUUAGGGCAAAUGCGCAGCAGCCGAAGCUUUUCGUUGGAAUGAUUCUUAUUCUAAUCUUUGCUGAAGCACUUGCUUUAUACGGUCUCAUUGUUGGCAUCAUUCUCUCUUCCCGUGCUGGCCAAUCAAGGGCUGAUUAAGUUGUACAAUUUCUCAUCCAUCAUCAGCAACAUGUUAUCAGGUUAGUUUCACGAGUUGAGAAGGUCCAGAUUCAUCUUUUCAAAAUCUUUCUUCCUGUUUUCAAAUUGUUUGUUAGUUACUAAACUGGAAGCAACUUUUGCCCUCGAAUAAAGACUUAAAAUAGCAUUGUUUAUUUACCUAUUUUGUAUUAUAAAUACACAUCAUGGAAACAGCCU